AUGACCCAGAGCUCGUCGUGUGACGUCUCGUUUGUCGAUUGGAGUGUCGGGGAUUUGGUGGCUGAACAGUGUGGCUUCGAUCGGGAUCAAGCCAGACGCGUCUGCAAGCUUUUCGAUGAGGGUUGUGAGGUUCCAUUCGUCGCUCGUUAUCGUGUCACUCAAACUGGUCAUAUGACGUGUGAAGAGGUGCGCAAAUCGUUUGAAGCUUAUAAAAAUGCCAAAGAACUCGAGAAGAAAGUCACCAAGGCGAUCACGCAAAUUCGCUCGAAAACUGAAGGCGAUGAGCUGAGAAAGGCGAUCGAGGCGCUGAAUCAGGCUCGUGACUCAUCGGAAAUCCUCUCGGUCACCAAGCAAUUCGCUGAAAAGAAAACGACGAAAGCUGGAGUGGCUAAAGAACUCGGUCUUGAACCUGCAGCAAUCGAAAUUUUUAAUGGAAAAUCGUUGAAUUUGAUGAGAUUCGUUGACAAGAAAGAUUUGAAAGAUUUGAAGACGAUUGAGGGACAUUUAUCGAAUCUUUUGGCUCAUAUCAUCAAUAAACAAACGAAAACGACCGAAGUCGUACAGAAAAUUAGUCACUUGGAGACGAAAGCACGCAUCUUUGUGCAAGGACAACUCUCGGCGAAAGCGAAAAAAGCUGUCAAUGGUGAUGGAUUAUAUGAGCAAAUCGCCAACUUUCAAAGCUACAUAAAUUUCAGCGCUGGUGUACUACAAAUUCACAAUCAUCAGAUCUUGGCACUUGAACGGGGAGAAGAGCGUGGUGUACUCACGUGGAGUCUCAAAAUCGACAAUCCUCUGCAAGAGCACCCAUUGCGUUUCUGGAAAGUUCAUCAAAAUCAUGUGCAAUUGUUUCAAAAUGCCCUGAACGACUCGGUGACACGGUUGUUCGAGCCACGCCUGCAGCGUGCCGUCAGGAGAUUCCUUGUGCAACGCGCCGAGCGGGCUGCCAUCGAGUGUUUUGCGCGAAAUCUCCGUCAGCUUUUCGCCCAAUCACCGCUCAUCGGAUAUCACAUUAUUGCCCUCGAUCCCGGCUACAAGAUGUGCAAGUUGGCCUUUUUAAGUCCACUGGGAGAGGUGAUCGACACUUUCGAGACGCCCUUUCGGGGCGGGGAAUUCACGAAGGAGUGUCUGCAACGGAUCGGGGAAUGGUGCCACCGAGUGCACGGAAAACAAACGGCGAUCGCGAUCGGCAACGGCGCUGCCUCGAAAGAAACCCAGCAAGCAGUGGCGAGGUUUAUCAAGGAAAAACGGGGAAGUGGAUUGCGAUUCUGUGUCGUUCCCGAGAAUGGUGCCUCAAAGUAUAGUGUGACUCCUCUGGCUGAAGAGGAGCUACCAAAACUGCCGCCAACUCUUCGAAGUGCCGUAUCGAUUGGCCGCCGCCUACUCGAUCCAAUGGGGGAAUAUGUGAAAAUCGAGCCGCAACACUUGGGAUUGGGCAUGUAUCAACACUCUGUCUCCGAGAAGCGUUUAGCUGAGGCGUUACGCGAAUCGGUGCGUGAAGCCGUCUCUUUACGGGGUGUUAAUGUGAAUAAAGCGUCAGUGCAAUUGCUACAACAAGUUUGUGGCUUGAACAAGACGACAGCUGCUGGCAUUGUGAGCCUUCGCAAAAAGGAGCCGAUCGGCAGCCGGGAAGCGCUUCGAAAAGUGAAAGGAUUGGGAGAGAAAGCUUUUGAACAGUGCGCUGGCUUCUUGAUAAUCGAUCAAAAAGAUUUGUCUGAUGGAAAUCGUGGAGAAGACGAAGGAAAUGGAGAAGAACCGGUGAAAAAGCGAAAGAAAAUCGAGAAAUCGAUGAAAAGUGGAGAAACGGAUCCACUUGACGCCACAAUGGUGCAUCCAAGUCAAUACGAGAUGGCAAAAAGACUCCUCAACUUGGCCAACGUUGAAGCGAGCGAGAUUUUGAUGAAAGACGCAAAGGAUACACUGAAAAGGUUGACGAAUCUGAGCGAAGACGAGCAAGUGGUCCGAGAUUUGAUGCUUGCCGAACAGGAAUUGACCCCACCACCCCCCAUUACAGCUCUAAUUUGCUAUUUUCAGAAAGAAAUUCGCAGUAUCGGCUCGUUGCAAGUGGGGGAAACGUUUUGGGGACGAGUGCAGAACAACACUGAUUUUGGUACGUUUGUUGACGUGGGCGCCGAGCGAGAUGGGCUCAUUUUUGGGACAAAAGACUCGCCGCCACCGAUCGGUUCAAUGCUCCGUGUCACCAUUUCCGGCGUUGAUCUGCAACGGGGACGCGUGCAGCUGAGAAUCCCCAAGAAU
This is a messenger RNA of Mesorhabditis belari, 2253 nucleotides long. The record is from the annotation of a GenBank genome assembly. Lineage: Eukaryota; Metazoa; Nematoda; Chromadorea; Rhabditida; Rhabditidae.